Molecule: messenger RNA, 5379 nt
Organism: Danio aesculapii
Lineage: Eukaryota; Metazoa; Chordata; Actinopteri; Cypriniformes; Danionidae
Gene: cdk13
Product: cyclin-dependent kinase 13
Exons: 14
Coding region: 731-4624 (1297 amino acids)
Biological process (GO): protein phosphorylation; transcription elongation by RNA polymerase II; positive regulation of transcription elongation by RNA polymerase II
Cellular component (GO): cyclin/CDK positive transcription elongation factor complex; nucleus
Molecular function (GO): cyclin-dependent protein serine/threonine kinase activity; ATP binding; RNA polymerase II CTD heptapeptide repeat kinase activity
Source: RefSeq, a predicted model, not a curated record
GACUGAGGCCUCGAGCAGGCCUGCCGGAGCAGCAGCCCGAUUCAACACUUCUGCUUUUACACGUUAACCCGUCAACAGUUUAAUUUCUGUCCAAAAUCAACUGGUUUCUUGCGCGUUAUAAGCGAGAUCGUGUUUCGAAUUUAAACGAGCCUUAAGCGCCUCUUUUUGAAACGAACAAUACUAGUGUUUUUCUUCACCGUGUGGAAUCUGCCGAUGUCAACUGCGCGCUGAAGUAGCAUGCGUGCUACUUCCUUGUUAGUGAGUCGGUGUGAGAGGGCGACAAGAAGUUUCAACCCCGCAUAAGUAUGUGUGGAUUUAGCUAACAUUUUCGACGGGAUCCUCCGUUCACUAACCUGCCAGGGAGCGAAAAACAAGCCGCUUUUAACGCGUCACCGGUCGGACGGCGCCAACCAGGGCAUGGAAGCGGAUUUGACGGCUGUUUUGCGACUGAUCUGCUAAGUUAGCACUGGCUGGCUAACACAAUCUUUUCAUCAUACGCGCGGAACUGGAUUAUAAAUCGAGGAUUUUAUGGACAUACCCGAGCCUUACUGUGGAUUUACCCCGUCGGUGAUGGUCAUACGCGAGGACGGAUUCGCUGCGAUCGCUCGCUGUGUAAACACACAGACGUUAGCCGUGCUGUGAUAGCGCUUAAAGUGGGUUUCAAAUGUUUUGCUUUGUUUGCCGGGGACUGAAACACGAGCACUUCGGAGUGAGAAAAGUGGGAUAUUAAAUGCCGAACCCGGAGAUCAUCGGCCGCGAGGGCCGAGGGAGAAGCCCGCCGCCGCAGAGGAGCCAGCGCGAGGCGAGACGGAGCAAGAGCCGCCGGGAGAGGCACCGGGACGGGAAGGGGCGAUCCGCGUCCUCCUCGUCCCGGAGGAAGAGACACAAGCACGGCCGGGAGAAGCAGCAGCAGCAGCAGCAGCAGCAACAACAACAACAGCAGUCGUGGCAGCAGCAGGACGCGCUUUACGACGGGGACGUGGGGACUUUAGUGGUGUACGACGACGUGAGCUCGCAGUCCGAGCGCUUCUCCGGCAGCCCGUCGCCCAGAACCGACACGCUGUCGGUGGACCGGCUGAGCGAAGCCGAGCUCCAGGACUACAGUUACGAAGCGCCGGCCAGGAGAGAGCACAACUCCUCUUCGCGCAGGAGAGACGGACCCGCGGAGAAAAGCCGCUCCGAAAAGAGUACUAAACGGAACCGGUCCGGUCGCGAGCAGGACGCGGCGUUCAAAUCGCGCAGCGGCGUCAGAAAUCACGACAGCAACGGCAGAAAGCCGUCGUCCGCUUCCCAAGCGGACAAAAAGGAGUCUAAGCGACACAAAAGCAAGCCCAAGCCCGAGAAGGACACUCCUUCUGCCUAUAGGGAACCGCCACAGGCGUACAGGGACGACCGGGAGGAGCUCAGGGCCUACCGGAGGAGCAGUCCCAGCUUCAAGACGGCGGCGGCGGAGAACGCGAGUCCUUACGGGACGUCUUAUUCCUAUGGAUACCAGUCUCCCACCGCAAACUACCCGGUUAUUCCUUGGAGGAGCCCUAGGAAACAGUCUCCCAGCUCGACCUACUAUCGGGACCCGGAGAUGUACGCUGCCUAUAACGCGUUGAACUCGAGCAGUAAGCGGAAGCGCUCGCCGUCCAGCCCGUACUGGCGCCGGUCACCGAGCUACGGCCGCCACAGCCCCUACGAGCAGGGCGAGUUCACCGGCAGCCCGUACGGCCAGCGCAGGCGCUCCCGGAGCCCCACGCCGGACACCAGGCGGCCGGUGAAGUCUGGCAGCAGGAGCCCGUAUCCGUCAGCCCGUCACUCCCGCUCCCGCUCUCGGCACCGUGUGUCCCGCUCCCGCAGUCGUCCCUCCAGCCUGUCGCCCAGCUCUCUGACCCUGAAGAGCAGCCUGGCCGCGGAGCUCAGCAAGCAGAAGAAGGCCAAAGCGGCAGAAGCGGCCCGCGCCAAAAACAGCUCCAGCAACGCCUCCACCCCCACCAAGGGCUCGUCCUCAUCCUCCACCGCUCCGCAGCCCAGCCCCAUCACCAACCACGCAGCCAAGAAGACCAGACCUCCAUCUCCACCUCCACCCGAAAAAGGGCCCCGGACUCCAGUGUGCAGCCAGCCGCAGUCCCCGGUGGAGCGACCUGUGAAGAGGAGCGCAGACGUCCCGAUGGCCGGCAGAGACGCUAAACUGAAGGAGGAGAAGAAGAAACAGGCCGUAAAGGAUAAGGAGAAGGCUGUCGCUCCGGUUGUAGCCACGCACACACCCGCAGCCAACAACAUGGAGCAUCUGGAGGCAAACGACAGUGUCAGCAGUUUGAAGGAGUCUUCAGCAGGGAAGAAGAGUUAUAAACCGGAGAGGAAAGUUCGAGCGCUGCUGUCAGAUCUUCCUCUUCCUCCAGAGCUGCCGGGGGUCACGCCUGCAUCUCCGCUCAGUCCGCCGGAUGACAAGAAGACGCCCGCUCCACGCCGCAGACCCAAAAUCUGCGGUCCACGCUUCGGGGAGAUCAAGGAGACGGAGAUCGACUGGGGGAAACGCUGUGUCGACAAGUUUGAGAUCAUUGGCAUCACUGGAGAGGGUACUUACGGCCAGGUUUACAAGGCAAAAGACAAAGACACUGCUGAGUUAGUGGCCCUAAAGAAGGUGCGUCUGGACAAUGAGAAGGAGGGUUUCCCCAUCACCGCCAUCCGGGAGAUCAAGAUCCUGCGGCAGCUCAACCACAAGAGCAUCAUCAACAUGAAGGAGAUUGUCACCGACAAGGAGGACGCUUUAGACUUUAAGAACGACAAAGGUGCGUUUUACCUGGUGUUCGAGUACAUGGACCACGACCUGAUGGGCCUGCUGGAGUCGGGCCUGGUGCACUUCAACGAGAGCCACAUCAAGUCCUUCAUGCGGCAGCUGCUGGAGGGCCUGGACUACUGCCACAAGAAGAACUUCCUGCACAGAGACAUCAAGUGCUCCAACAUCCUGCUUAACAACAAGGGUCAGAUCAAGCUGGCAGACUUUGGACUGGCUCGCCUGUAUAACUCUGAGGAGAGUCGACCCUACACCAAUAAGGUGAUCACACUGUGGUACCGGCCGCCAGAGCUGCUGCUGGGAGAAGAGCGAUACACACCGGCCAUCGACGUCUGGAGCUGCGGGUGCAUUCUGGGAGAGCUUUUCACAAAGAAGCCCAUCUUCCAGGCUAAUCAGGAGCUAGCGCAGCUGGAGCUCAUAAGUCGUAUCUGCGGCAGCCCCUGCCCCGCCGUGUGGCCGGACGUCAUCAAACUGCCCUACUUCAACACCAUGAAACCAAAGAAACAGUACCGGCGGCGGCUGCGGGAGGAGUUCGCUUUUAUUCCUCUGAUGGCUCUGGAUUUGUUCGAUCACAUGCUGGCUCUGGACCCUAGUAAACGCUGCACUGCAGAACAGGCCCUGAACAGCGACUUCCUCCGAGACGUGGAUCCCGCCAAGAUGCCUCCACCCGAUCUCCCUCUGUGGCAGGACUGUCACGAGCUUUGGAGUAAGAAGCGGCGACGGCAGAAGCAGAUGCCGGAGGAGCUGACGGCCCCUAAAGCCCCUCGCAAAGAGCUGGGUCUGGAUGACAGUCGCAGCAACACACCGCAGGGAUUCAGCACCGCUGCGGGAGGACACAAAACACAGGGCAGCACAAACACUGCAGGCCUACUGGACCCCAAAUCAGCCAACUCUCAGCUGACUCAGGAUCAGCUGGCCGUGUUGCUGAAUCUGCUGCAGUCUAAGAGCUCUGCGGUGGGCGGAUCCGCUCAGUUUAUGCAGACCAUGAGCUCCAAGAUGAACCCGGAGACGCUGCAGCAGCUGACCAAAGCCCUGCCGUGCGGCUUACCGGAGUCCGAGCGUCCCCCAGAGCCGCCUGUGCUCCCCAAAACCUCUAAACCCCCUCCGCCGGCUGCGUCAGGGCCCGGAGCGCCCCGUACUCCACCCAUGCCCAAACCCCCGUCUCCACCCGGCCCGCAGCAGGCUGACGGAGAAAGCUCGGCCUCCGCCACGCAGACCGCCGUCACCAUGCUGCUGGCUCAGCUGCUGAACGUCCAGCAGGGGGCGCCAGGGGACGGGAUGGGCUUUGAUGGAGCAGACGGAGGCGUCCCCAAUACAGCGGCGCCACUGGAGAUCAAACCGCCGCCAGAGCCCAGCCCUGUGUCUCCAGUGGCAGAAGGCGGCGUCUCGUCCUCCAGGACUCUAGACUCCCUCUCCAUUCUCCCACCGGACCAGAGACCUCCAGAACCCCCAGAACCUCCACCCUGCGCUGACCUGGACUACCGGCACGCCCCUGAGAGCCAGCCGGCAGAACCUCCUCGACCCCCGGAGCCGGAAUAUCCUCCAGACGGAUCGGGAUACGGGGCAGAUUUCAUCCGGCCGCCGCCACCGUUCCCGCACGCCGGGUUUUCGGACAGCUACCUCGGCCACAUGAUGGGGGCCGGCCUGCCUCCGCACGCACCGCUGGGGCCCGAAGCCUUUGCUCACGGAGCCGCAGGAGCCAGCAUGGUGUUUAGCGGAGACCAGGACCAUCGAUUUGAGUACAAUCACGGACCACCGCCGCCGCCGGGGCAGCCCUGGACUUCCCCGUCACAAUCGAUUGGGUACGCGGCGGCGCUGCGGGGUCGAGGACUGCCUUUUUGAUGCCCCGCGGAGAGUAAACUGACUAACCCUGAACGCCUCAGAGAAAAGGAAGACUCUAAAAGACACACGCAGUCGCCCUCAAACCAGCACUAAACCCGUUUGUAAUAUUUCUAAAACUGGAGGGACUGACGGACGGACGGAUGGGGAGUUGUUUUGGAUUUCCCGCUCGCGCCAUUUCAUAGAUCCGUUUAGUUUUGUUUUGUUCCUGCGAUCGGUGGACUUUGUUUUGUAAUCUAUAUUCCACUGCUGUCUUUUAAAUUAAAACUGUACCUUUCUUUUUUUGGGGGAGUUCAUUUACCGUGGGGGAAGUGUUUUUACGAGGACAGACCUCUAGUAUUACGAUGUUUUGCACUACUGAACAAAGUAGGCGGAAACGAGCGAAGGUGUGAACGGGAGUACUGUGCUGUAUCUGCACACAUAAAUGACCAGUAAUGUAAGGUGUUUUAUUUUUGCUCAGUUUCUUUAGUUUUCUUGAUGAUUUUGGACCGUUCUGGGCUCCGUCCGAAGGUUUCGGAGAGUCCAGGGAGACUGGCAGCACUUGUGUGAUCUGGUGAAUCUACUGAACGGAUCAGCGCUGUGUUUUCUCACCAGCUCUUGUCUAUAGCCAUUGUAAAAUUGAUAGUUAAAGAGACAUUUAACCCUGUUUUAUUUUGGAGGAGAUGAGCAACAAUGCUUUCUUUUGUUUUUGUUUUGUAUGAAGAUGUUUUGUCCCCCUCUUUUGGCAGACGUUUAUUAAAGAAAUGCCAACAAUGGAA